GUUUAGCUUCAAACUAGUAUCUGGACAUUUAAACCAAACUGGAAGAACUCAAUAUAGACAUAGAAAACUGCAUGGAGCAUUGAUUGAUUAAUUAACUUAACGCUUAGAUUAAAGAAAUCAAAAUGAACAAGAAUCAAUAAAGCUUAAAAAGGAGGCUGUAAAUACAUUUCUAGUCACGUAAACACACUAGAGGAUAUUGAGACUGAGAAUGAAAAUCAAAGAAACCUCAACACCGUUUAGUACCAUCUCAAAAUCUAAGUAACGCAAAUACUCCAACGAAUCAUUGUUGUUUCCUUUCUCACAUUCUAUCUGUAAAGCUUUCUUCUUUCGUGAAUCCAGCUCCUGAAAUAUACAAAAGGGACCAUCGCAAGGGAAAACACAGUCAAGACUGAUCGUUGACUAUUUGGCUGGUUCGGCCUCACUAGAUCGUUGACUGCGAGGUUCGGCUUAGAAUCGGCUUCUUGCUCAAAAGCUGGUCGGGAAACGUUAACUGUUAAAAAGAGAGUUAGUUAAACGUUAGUUGCAAUUCUUCUACGAGACAAGUGAAAUUAGUUAAUUAAUGUACGUAAAGUUAGGAUUUAAUUAUUACAUGUGGUCUUAUGCAAUUUUGCUAAUAUUUUAACUGCUAAAACACACAAAUAAGGAUCAAAAGUUUGUAAUCUAGUAAAAUCUACUCAUUUGUAUCGGUGUCAUUUACUUCAAUUCAAUUUAAUAAGAGUACAUGAGUAAAUUAACCAGAAAAAGACAAGACAUUUAAAUACACAUAAUUAUACUACUAAUCUUGAUUAACCUAUCAAAUUAUAUGCAAAAUUAGGCGUGAGUGGUUCAUGGCCACACCUUUCAAAAAAUAUCAAAAAUAGCAAACACGGUGGUGAUCAAAUGAAAUCGUUACAAAGCUUAUAAAUUGACAAAUUCCUAACCUUUUAUUGCGAUAAGAUCAAUUAAAGUUUCAUUUUCCAAUAUGAAAAACGAUUUAAAAUUAAAAUUUUAUUGCAAUUAAGAUAUCAUACAUAAUUUUAGAAUUAGCGUUUGAAACAGAAACACACUCUUUUCAUAAAACUUUUGUUAUUGUUUUAAAAGAUGAACAGUCUUGUCUUUGAUAAACUUGAAUACUUGUAUGAAACAAAAAGAUAUCUAAUAAUUAUUACAAUACUAUUCAUAACGAUCAUAUGAUAGUUGACCGUACGAGACCACGAAUAUUUAUAGUUUUUUGUUAGAAAAGAAGAUUAAUGCAUAACCACAAAAACCAUAGUUAGAACUCGAUACAACUUUUGUUUGGUUUUAAACUCUCUAUGACUUUGAUGCUCCAGAAUUCUAUAUUUACAUCAAAGUAACCAAGACACAGUACACACGCUCCCAUGUCCUUAAGGACACCCAGCCACCAAACCUAUUUGGCCUAAAUUUUACAAAAUACAAAUCCAAUAUACUCCCUCUGUUUUCUUUUAAUUAUUACUCUUAAAACAUAUGCUCACUAUUAAUUAUUACAGUAAUAAAACAUCGGAGCUUAUUUAAAUAUAUUAAAAUAUUCAAAGAGCCACAAAUCCCUAUAUCAGCAUUACAGAAUGCAUAUAUACAAUUUAAUUUAUAUACUGUUUAUGAUAAGUAGUACCGACGAUGAUGUAACCGAAAAACGUAAGCUACUCGAUGUUUACGUUGGUGCAAGUCGACAUAUUGCCACUCACUACAUCUUUCUCCAAAGCCAAGCCCUAAAGUGGACUUUAUUCUAUCUUCCUUUUUUUCUGCUUUCUUACUUGUAAUAAAAAUGACGCGAACUUGUUAGUGUCCCCCUACAUGGACAUAGGACUAAUACAUAAUAGAUUAUUCACUUUAUCACUAUAUACAUAUAUAUACAUUUCUCAUUUUCUAAUAAUUGAAUAGAUGGAAAAUCAAAUUGGUUUACCAUAUAGGCCAAUAUUAGUCAGUGCCUAUAAUGUUCUGUUGUACGUACCUACACAAACUCCUCUUUUUGCAAUUUGCUUGUCUCAAUCUCUUUUCAAGUAAAAGGAGUAAUUAAGAAACAAAUUCCUAAAAAGAGAGAGAGAAAAAGUAGGUUGUUAGUUUCUACAUGCAAGGUAUUACUAUAAUGUCAUAUUCAUAAUAUUGAAUAUAUCCCAUACAAAAAUAAAGUUUAGAUAAAAAGUAGUUGAUGAGUUACAUGAUAUUUUCCUCUUGAGUUGGAAGAAACGUAUAUAUAAUGAAUUCUACCAAAACAGGGCAAAAAAAUAAAAAUAAAAAUAUGUUCUUGAAAGAUAGUUCCUUUUUAGAUUAGACACAAAAUAAAUAAAAAUGUCUUGUACUCUUAUGCAUUUAGGCGUGUGCACUGCACCCACCCAAAUGUAUGGCCUAAAGCUCUAUAAAUAUAUUUCUACACACAAAGCAUAACCGUAGUUCUCUUUCACACACACAAAACAUAACCUUACUUAUUUUUCUCUCCCUUAAAAAACGUACACAAAAUCACAAGCUUAAAUAUUCUCGCUUCAUGGCUGGAGGAGAUAAAAGAAGAGGACUUAGCAAAUCUUGUGCCCUUCUCAUAGUGAUUGCCGGGAUAGAGAGAUAUGCAUUUAAAGGAGUUGCAUCGAACUUAGUGACUUAUUUAACUGAUGUGGUAAAGAUGAGCAAUUCAAGAGCAGCCACGACUGUUAACACUUGGAGUGGCUUCACUUUCAUGUUGCCUCUCUUCUCUGCUCCUUUCGCCGAUUCUUACGGGGACAGAUUCUUCACCAUCCUCGCUUCUUCUUCUCUAUACUUUGUUGGACUAGUGGGAUUGACAUUGACGGCAUUUGCUGGGUCACGUUCCACUACUAAAACCAUAUCUAUUUUCUUCCUGUACACUUCACUUAGCCUCGUCGCUCUCGGCCUAGGCGUCUUAAACCCAUCUCUUCAAGCAUUUGGUGCUGACCAGCUUGACCACGACCUUGACCAUGACCAUGAACAAGACCAUGAACAAGACCAAGAGCCAUCCUCAGAGAACAAAGAAGUCAAAUCGGACCGCAAGUCUCAGUUUUUCCAAUGGUGGUACUUUGGUGUCUGCGCCGGUAGUCUUCUAGGAGUCACCGUCAUGUCUUAUAUCCAAGACACAUUUGGUUGGGUUCUCGGUUUUGCAAUCCCAACCGGUUCCAUGUUACUAUUGAUCUUCUUGUUCCUAUGUGGCUGCGGAGUUUAUGUCUAUGCUGAUCAAGGUUCAGACCUAAAAUCUAGACCAUUUCAAAGGAUCUUUGAUACGAUCAAAGGAGUAGUGACGAGAAGAAGUAAGAUCACUCUUGAGAACAACCAUGAUUUAAAUGCCAUGGAGCUAGAGCUGCAAGGGAAGCCUCUAUGUAACUGUAGCAACACUGAAGCUACUAGCACUACUACUACAAAGAGCUUAGCUGGUGAUGAAAGCAGCAAAACCGGUUUCUCCAGCCUCAAAACCGUCAAGCUAUUUCUUCGGCUACUACCCAUAUGGACAAUGCUUCUAAUGUUCGCAGUCAUAUUCCAACAACCAGCGACAUUUUUCACAAAGCAAGGUAUGGCUAUGAAGAGAAACAUCGGACCAAACUUCAAAAUCCCACCCGCAACGUUACAAAGUACAAUCACCUUGUCAAUAAUCCUUCUCAUGCCGUUAUACGACAAAGUCUUGAUCCCAAUGGCCAAGAAGAUAUCGAAAAAUGAAAAGGGUAUUACCGUCAUGACAAGAAUGGGAAUAGGUAUGUUCCUAUCCAUCAUUGCCAUCGUUAUAGCCGCGUUAGUCGAGAGAAAAAGACUAAAGAUAAGCAAAGAGAUGAAGACUUCACCAAACUCUUUAGAACCGUUGAGCAUAUUCUGGCUCUUACCUCAGUACAUUCUAUUGGGAAUCUCGGACAUUUUCACGGUUGUUGGGAUGCAAGAGUUCUUCUAUAGCGAGGUUCCUGUUAGAAUGAGAACAAUGGGGUUUGCUUUGUACACGAGUGUUUUUGGUGUGGGGAGCUUCGUGAGCGCUGCGUUGAUAUCGGUGAUAGAGACUUACACGAAGUCAAGAGGUGGGGAACAUAACUGGUUUGCGGAUGAUAUGUCGGAAGCUAGACUUGAUAACUAUUAUUGGCUUUUGGCUCUCACAAGCGCUAUUAGCUUUUUGAUGUAUAUUGUUAUUUGCAAGUAUUUUAAGAGUAGUAGUCAUGAGGAAGAUGAUAGAUGCGAUGAAACUAGUUGAUAAACUUGAAAACAGCUCAAAAAUAGCUGUUUGGUAACCUAUGCGAGUUGCAUCUAAUGAAUGUCAAGUGUUAACAAAAAAAUAUAAAUAUGUAGAGAACUAUAUUCAUA
Molecule: messenger RNA, 4278 nt
Organism: Brassica rapa (field mustard)
Lineage: Eukaryota; Viridiplantae; Streptophyta; Magnoliopsida; Brassicales; Brassicaceae
Product: protein NRT1/ PTR FAMILY 5.8
Biological process (GO): dipeptide transport; transmembrane transport
Cellular component (GO): membrane
Molecular function (GO): dipeptide transmembrane transporter activity; tripeptide transmembrane transporter activity
Source: RefSeq, a predicted model, not a curated record